AUGUCAAAAUUUUAUAACACAAAUUUGAAUAUACUAUCUUCUUCUCAAAAUAUAUUAUCACGAGAUAUAUUAUCCCAAAAUACAUCUCAAAAUCAAGAUAUAUCAACUCAAGAUAUAUCAUUUAUUUAUGAAGAACCGAUUAAUGGGUUAAAAUUUUAUAAUACUUACACCUUUAGUUUAGAGGGUUCUUUCUCGAUUUGGAUGAUCCUUGAAGAUGAAGAUCCAGCGUGCAUAUUACCUCAUUUACAUUUACGAUUUAUAGAUAAAACAGGAAAAAUCAAAUAUAUGGAUUUUAAUUAUACUCUACCUGCAGAAGCAAUUUGUCCCUUUAAUAUGGAGAUUUUACCCUUAGCUUAUAAUCAUAUAAUAAUAGUUUAUGUUAAAUCAAACAAUGGUAUUAAGGGAAAAUAUGGCAAAAUAAUUAAUUACAGCAAUGAGUCUAUAAAUGAAAUAUAUUUAGGAAAUGCUAAUGGAUCUGUUAGAUUUAGCAUAUCAGGUAAAGAACUUAUUAGUAUUGAAAAACCAGAUAAAGAAGGAAUAGCAAUAUGGCGUUUAUUUAGCAUUUCAGAUAUUACAAGGGGAAAAGUGAUAGAACAUAAAAAUGUUGAAUUUCAUGCACCAAAUCUAUUAUCGUAUACCUUGGUAGAUAGUUUAAGUUUUUCAUUAACAGAUGGAGGUUUUGGUUUUAUGUAUAUUUUAAAAUAUGAUGAAACAAAAGGAUCAUCAGUAAUGAGAGAUCCAAAUCUUCAAUACUGGAGAGUUUAUACAUCAUUUCUUAGAGUAGGUGCAGAUUCACCUAUGGCACCUUUUCUGGUUUACCAAACCACCGAAAAAUUAAAUAAUCUAACAAUUAAAUUAUGUACUGUGACUUAUAAUGCUGAAGGAUAUGUAUGUAUUAUGGCAUUAAAUAAUACAAUCAUAAAUAAGAAGAAUAAUAAGUCACAGACUGAGGUAAAUUACUAUCAGUUGAGAUUUUUAUCAACUGGGGCUAUAGUACGAUUAAAUAUAGUUUCUAAUCCAACAAAUAAUACAAACAUUGAUUUGAUAAGUUUAAAUUAUGGAGGAUUUCUUUUGCAACAUAGUCAUAAUAGUGUAAUGAAUUAUUAUCUUUUAGAUGAUGAUGGUAAUUAUAUGCAAUCACAGGGAUCUUUUGGGCCAGAAUUUAUUCAUUUUAAUAUGUUUCGUAUAAAUAAUACUAUUUUUGGAAUAAAGAAGCAGAGUAACAAUAAAUUGGAGUUUUUAUUAAAAUCUUUACCAAGAUUAAAUAAUCAUAGUACUGAAUAUAAUUGUCCCAUAAUUGAAACUACAAAGCCAGCUAUUAAUGAAGUCAUUGAUCCUUUAAUUAAAGAAAUAAUGAUCAAGUAUACCAUUCCAGUAAAGUUAUCUACUGCGAAUGUUUCGAUAUUUCAACUAAGUGAUGAUCCAGAUAAACCGGAUCUAUUAAGACAAACAUUUUCAGGAGAUUAUAAACUAUGUACUGUUGGACAUGAUAAUUACACAGUGCAUAUCCCAAUUUUUGAAAGCACAUUUAGCCAACCCAAUUCUUCCUAUUAUGUGUUGGUUGAGAAUAAUUUUGUCAUCUCUCAAGAGAGAGAUGAACCUUUAAUAGGAAUUAAAGAGAAACUUUGGAUGCUUUCAACAAGACCACUUAAAGCGGCACAACAUUCAGAUUCGAUUACAGGAAUACUUCGACUAAAUGAGGAAGGAAGUUUGAAAUUUCUCCAAGCAAAUCAUUCAAUAUUUUUCAUGAAUAUGAUUCAAGAAAUUUCUAAGAUAAUUCCAAAAAUAUUAUUAUCAUUUAACAUAAAUGAAGCUAAAGAUGAUAAUACAGUUGAACCAAAUACCCAAACAAUAUUUGAAAAUUUAAAUACCUUGAUCAAACAAAAAAGGUUUACUGCACUUUCAUUUAAUGAAUAUACAUCAUUAAUUGAUGAAAGUGCACCUUUUAUAAUGACCAAAGAUUAUUUCAAAGAAUUUUAUCCAUUAAUUAUAAUUUUUAUAGCAGGUUUAGUAGUUUUAAUAGUAUUAUAUAUUUUGGCGCGUAUAAAAAAUCCCAAAGGAAAAAACUUUGCAAUAUUUGAGACCUGUUUUAUAAUACAAGAUAUUGCCGUAGAUCUAGUAUUCAUAUUACUGAAAGUUAAAAAUACACCACAUUUAAUAAUUCCAGCUAAAAUAUUCUUUAUUUUACCUAUUGUAAUUAAUAUUUUAUUAGCCAUAAAUAUUUUUGUAUCUGAAAUGGCAACAAAUCCAUCAUUCUCUAAAUGGGUUUCAAAGUCUCUGACACUAUCAUCAAUUUGCACAUUAUUAUCAGCCAUUGACAUACAAAUAUUAAAUACUUUCUCAUCGGAUUUAUUUGGUCUUAAAAUAUUUUCAGCUCCUUUGACUAAUAUAUCACAAAAAAUAAUGCUUUGGGGUAGUAUCAUAAGCAUCUUCAUUGAAGAUGUACCUCAAUUCAUUAUCCAGUGGCUAUAUUACAAUAGUGUUAUAACGUAUGAUCUUAUUCCAACUCUUGCGCUUGCAUCUGGUGGGUUAGUUAUAGGAAAUAAACUAAUUACAAGAUCAUAUCACGCGUUAUUAAGAUGGAGUCAUCGACGCGAUAAAGUUAAAGAAUUUAUUAAACGUGGACAUUUAUCUGCUGCUUCUAUAAGAUCAAUAAGGUCCAAUGUUGAAAAUUAA
Molecule: messenger RNA, 2676 nt
Organism: Rhizophagus irregularis DAOM 181602=DAOM 197198
Lineage: Eukaryota; Fungi; Glomeromycota; Glomeromycetes; Glomerales; Glomeraceae
Source: RefSeq, a predicted model, not a curated record